AUGACAUCCAUAGUCAAAACUAAAUUAGUUGAUAAAUAUUCAAAAUAUGUUAAAACAAUUGGAAAUCGCAUUGUUGAAGUUGAAUUUUAUUGGUUUCAAGUAAAUCCACGUCAAAGUUAUCGAUUACGAAUUAAUGAAAAACAAUUUAAUGAAGUACAAAAACAUAUGCGUUCAAAAAAAUUAUUAAAUCUAAAUUUUGAACAAUUUACUGAUUUAAUUACACCUAUAUUUGCUAAUGAUGCUGCAGAAUUUAGUAGUUUUGUAUUACGUUCAACUUUUGAUCAUUUAUUUGAUUUAAAUUCUAAUGGAACAAUUGAACAAGAAGAAUUUGAAUCACUUUUUUUAUUACUUCAAGGUUUUAAUUCUAAAAAACAAAUUUUAUUACAAGAAAAUCUUCGUCAAAUGCUUGGUAAUCGAAAUAAACAUAUUUCAUUUAAAGAAUUUUAUGAUUUUGUUAAAUGUGGUUAUCUACGUCAAUUAUUUAUGAGUUAG
Rotaria sp. Silwood2 is the source of this 492-nucleotide messenger RNA. The record is from the annotation of a GenBank genome assembly. NCBI's taxonomy places the organism in Eukaryota, Metazoa, Rotifera, Eurotatoria, Philodinida, Philodinidae.